CGAUGUGUGUAGCAUCUCUUCUGAUUCAAUCAGAAUGGUUUUACUUGCAUUGCAUGGUCCACCAUUUAGACGGUCUGGAUUGUCCAACGACCGGACAUAGAGAUGCAUCGUGGGGCGGCAAUCAAUCAUCCUGGAAAGCUCCACCGUUUUUUCUUUUUUUUUAAAAGAUAUUCACCGACAAACCGCGUCACAAAGGCUCUAUAAAAGGGAGAUGGCCCCUCUCGAAAUCUUCAAACGAGCUUCUCAACCGUUCUUACUUUCCUUUGAGAUUUGAAAAUCAGUUGAAGAAAAAGAAAUGGCGGGAACCAACGUCUAUUCGGUUUUCAUUGUGUUUUGCUUGAUCUUGGUUUUGGAAAGAGCCAACGGUCAAUCCAACGGUUGGAUGGCCGGGCAUGCUACUUACUAUGGGGCUUCUCAGAACCCUACCAGUCUAGGAGGAGCAUGUGGUUAUGACAACACCUUCCAUGCCGGGUUCGGAGUCGACACUGCAGCCUUGAGUGGUGCACUCUUCAGAGGGGGUGAGGCCUGUGGUGCAUGCUUUCAGCUCACGUGCGACGCACAUCAGGACCCCAAGUGGUGCUUGCGGGGUACGGCAGUGACGAUCACAGCCACUAAUUUCUGCCCGCCGAACAACAACGGUGGAUGGUGCGAUCUCCCCCGUCAGCACUUCGAUAUGUCCUUGCCGGCCUUCUCGAAGAUCGCACGUGUGGGAAGUGAAGGGAUAAUCCCUGUGCUCUAUAGAAGGGUGCCAUGCAGGAGGACUGGUGGGGUCCGCUUCACCUUGAAAGGCCAAUCAAACUUCAAUCUGGUGAUGGUAACUAACGUCGGUGGUAGCGGCGAUGUGAGGGCCGCAUGGAUCAAAGGAUCCAAGUCGUCCGUUUGGGUGGCCAUGCACAGGAACUGGGGAGUGAAUUGGCAAAGCAACAUGGAUGUACGGAACCAAGCUCUGUCGUUCAAGCUCACCUUGGCCGACGGCAAAACACUACAAUUCUCCAACGCCGUCCCUUCCACGUGGAGAUUCGGAGAAACGUUCACUUCCCAGAAUCAGUUCACUUAGGAAGAUGAUAACAUAAUACAACCAUUGCAUCUUGUAUUAGUGAAAACUUGAAUUCUUUUCAUUAGAUUAACACCUAUUUUUUGGAAUUAUCACAUACGACCAUAGCGUGAUUAGUUUAUUAUUGUUUACCAUAUU
This is a messenger RNA of Magnolia sinica, 1192 nucleotides long. Its product is annotated as expansin-A12. The coding region runs from base 296 to 1057 and encodes 253 amino acids. The record is from RefSeq and is a predicted model, not a curated record. NCBI's taxonomy places the organism in Eukaryota, Viridiplantae, Streptophyta, Magnoliopsida, Magnoliales, Magnoliaceae. The transcript is spliced from 3 exons. Gene Ontology annotation, biological process: plant-type cell wall organization. Gene Ontology annotation, cellular component: extracellular region.